UAAUCUUGUGAAUAUAUCAAAACUUUUACUGUCUGGAAGACUGGACGAUUUGAAGACUACUCUUUGGAAUAUAACGUGCUUGCUAGCAAAACGUCAUUUUGUUUUCAACGUCAGAAUGAAUUUCUUCAUUGUUUUCUUGUCCAUACUCUCGAGUUGUCAUGGUAUUCUUUUAGACGGUCUUCGACCUGAAAGUCAUACCUCUGGUGGACCAGUUGAGGAAUUCCCACGCGAUUGUCAAGAUUUACUAUGGCUAGGUCAAAGAGAAAGUAAGAUCUACACAAUCUACCCCCAACGAAGCGGAAGUUUUGAGGUUUUCUGUGACCAGAAGACAGAUGGAGGAGGAUGGGUGGUUAUACAAAGGCGAAAGGAUGGUUCGGAGGAUUUCUUUCGAGGUUGGACUGACUAUAAAUAUGGAUUUGGAAACAAAUCUGAUGAAUUUUGGCUGGGAAAUCAUCGGAUAUGGGAAAUUGUAAAUCAAGGAUACUAUGAAUUACGAAUCGAUAUGGAAGACUUCGUUGAUGAAAGUCGGUAUGCAACCUAUCGAAAGUUUGGCAUCGGUGAUGACAGCACGUCUUAUGCACUGACUGUCCAGGAUUAUGUCGGGACAGCAGGGGAUGCGUUUGGAUACCAUCAUGGAAAGCAGUUCUAUACAAAGGACAGAGAUAGCGCCUAUAACUGUUCCAACACCUUUAAGGGUGCAUGGUGGUAUGGCCACUGUCAUGACUCCAACUUGAAUGGACAAUAUCUAAGAGGAACUACAAGUUCGUAUGCUACCGGUGUUGUAUGGGAAACUUGGCAUGGGUAUUACUACUCGCUGAAAUCUACUGAAAUGAAAAUCAGAAGAAUGUAAAGUGAAUAAAACAAAGAGAAAA
Saccostrea cuccullata (small rock oyster) is the source of this 872-nucleotide messenger RNA. Its product is annotated as fibrinogen C domain-containing protein 1-like. Bases 116 to 850 code for a protein of 244 amino acids. The record is from RefSeq and is a predicted model, not a curated record. The transcript is spliced from 5 exons. NCBI's taxonomy places the organism in Eukaryota, Metazoa, Mollusca, Bivalvia, Ostreida, Ostreidae.